GGCUCGGCGCGCGUUCAAGAAAGACGGGAAGCGUUGAAGGUAUUUGAAGGUUUGUCCUGCUUUGUUUACAACAUGUCUGCUCCAAAUUCUCAUGCUGAGGAUGACAUCUGGAAGUUGUUCAAAGCCAAGAAAAUUUUGAUUGCUUCUGAAAUCUAUGUGCUGUUUCCGUUUCUUCAUGGUCUACGAGAUGAGGAAAUAAUAUCUGAAGAAGUGUUUAAGGAAUGCAAAGAGAAGGUAGACGCAAAUCCAGAUGUUAUGCAUGAAGAAAUAUACAAUGUACUUGAAAGGAUAAACAGUGUGCCAGCACUAAGGAAGCUCUUCUGCAAGGAAAAUCUGGAUGUGUAUCCACAUUUAAAGUCCAUUUAUGAAGAUUUGGAAAAUGCGCUCCAGAAGGCUGAAAACAGCAUUGAACAGAGGAGCAUAAAGGGACACCAGACAAAAGACAGCAGUCCCGAGACUUCUGCCAGGAAACGAUCACUCCAGAAGGCUGAAAACAGCUCUGCUUCUGAACAGAGAAUCAAAAAGGCAAGGCAGAAAAAAGGCAGUAGUCCUGAGACCCCUGCCAGGAAGUGGCUGUUCCAGAAAACAGAAAACAGGUCUGCUUCUGAACAGAGGAGCAAAAAGGCACAGCAGACAAAAGACAGCAGGCCUGUGACCCCUGCCAGGAAGUGGCCAUCCAGCCUGGGAUGUGCCAUCCUGAGCGGGCAGCGCAGAAUGGAGCAGCGGUACUUGAAAACCCUGGGGAAACUUCCAGACCUGCAGGUGAAGCUCGACGACAUCCAGGGCCACCUGCAUGGUCUGCAGAAGCAGCAGAAGUGCCUGCUAGUUUCCCUGAAUUGCUGCAAUCAGUCUGAUAGGGACCUGGAGGUUGCAGGGUUGCAGAAUCAAAUGGAUGACAUCAUUUCCCACCAGCAAGUGCUGCAGACAUCAAUGCUUCAGAUUCUGGGAGAACUGGGUGUGGAAAAGCCUCUGCCCUGAGAGAUUGUGCUCUCCCACAACUGUUCAUUAAUAAUCAUUGCUUCCUAUUUUUCUGAGCAUUGAGAAAUUCCUGGCAUUCAGCUGGUUUCUGGCUUCCCUUGGAGAAUAAAUUACUAGAGCCCUA
Hemicordylus capensis (graceful crag lizard) is the source of this 1102-nucleotide messenger RNA. Its product is annotated as nuclear autoantigen Sp-100-like. The record is from RefSeq and is a predicted model, not a curated record. Bases 73 to 978 code for a protein of 301 amino acids. Gene Ontology annotation, biological process: regulation of transcription by RNA polymerase II. The transcript has 7 exons. Lineage: Eukaryota; Metazoa; Chordata; Lepidosauria; Squamata; Cordylidae. Gene Ontology annotation, molecular function: DNA-binding transcription factor activity, RNA polymerase II-specific. Gene Ontology annotation, cellular component: nucleus.